Messenger RNA from Meloidogyne enterolobii, 459 nucleotides. Lineage: Eukaryota; Metazoa; Nematoda; Chromadorea; Rhabditida; Meloidogynidae. The record is from the annotation of a GenBank genome assembly.
AUGAAGUUAAAAAUAUUUUUUAUUUUAUUUCUUUGUUUGAUUUCUCAGGGGAUUGAAGGUGAGAAUUUUAGUGUUACUAUUUUAAAGUGUCAAUUACAAACAUUGUUUAAAGGAGCGAAUUUGCCGUCAAGUGUUGCUCCAAUUCAACCAGCAACAAAUGUUGGGGAAAUAGCUCCGGCAUCGUAUGAAAAUGCUAAUGGUGUAAAAUACCCGAAUGUUCCUUUCUAUGGAAAUCCAAAACAUUUGAAAAAAGAGAAAGUCGAUGGUUUAGGAAAGGUGGAUACUUCAAAUAGAUUUUCUGUUUUGCAAGGACUGACAGAAGAAAACCAAGAUAAAAUGUUUGGUAAAUCUGAGAUUAAGCCAAAAAUUGAAGAGGAAUGUGAAGAGGAUUGUGAGGAAGAGUGUGUGGAGGAAGGUAUUCAAUGUUAUAUACGGCUCUCGCUUAUCUCGAAUAAUUAA